Molecule: messenger RNA, 1696 nt
Organism: Durusdinium trenchii
Lineage: Eukaryota; Dinophyceae; Suessiales; Symbiodiniaceae
Source: the annotation of a GenBank genome assembly
GUCUUCGACCUGACGAAGGACGACGCUCCUGAGGAGCUGAUGACGGAUGAGGAUGGUGAGACAGUCUUGCCAGUCGUGGCCAUCCGGAGCCACUACGAGUUGCCAGAUGAGACGGAAGAGAUCUUCUACGACUGCCAGAGUGAUGACGAGGGCAUGCCGUUGCGGACUCCAUCAAUGGAAGAAACAGGAAGUGAUGCCCUACGAGCCCAAUCCAAAGAUGUCACGGGCCAAAUUCAGAAUGUGUGCAUGGUGAGGAACGAGGCUCCCAAUGUCGUGAUGACGCUUGAUUCGGGAGCAGAUGUGUCAGUGGCACCAGAGCAGUACCACGCCCUGGGACUACCUGGUUGCCAACGUUCCAUUUGCAUGAUGGAUGCUCAAGGAGGUGCCAUCAAGAGCGCCGGAAACAGGCGACUUCGACUCCAAGCCUACACCGGAGCAGGAGAGAUGGUGGAGUUUGUGGAGCAGUUUGCUAUGGGUGUAGGUGUGACGCACCCCUUGAUGAGUUUUGGACGGUUGCUCAAGCAAGGAUGGGUGCUCUCUCGAGAUAGCCAAGGCCUAUACGUGGAGCACAAGGAGAAGGACUUGAAGAUCCCAGCUCGGCUUGAAAGGAAUUCACUGGUCAUGGACGUGAGAGUUUGUGCAGUCCGAGCCGAGGACAACGAGACGCUGGAGAUGGAGGAGCAAGAGAAAGAGAAGGUGAGUGAAGAGGAGGAUCAACAGAUGUUGGCAUUGAUGCAAGAGCUGUCCCAACAGGUGGAACCCGAUGCCACAAGAGUUCGAGUUGAGGAAGGCCCUACAAAGAAGCUGAAGGGCGAGGAGGUUGAAGAUAGCCAAAGGUCACCCGGCUACACCACAGAGGAGUCCGGAGAUGUCUUCGUGGAAGCAAGCAGCAGUGAGGAUGGAAAUGUGCAAGCCCGCAUGGCAAGGUGGCAGAACUGGAAACUGCGGAAGGGCAUGGUGAAGGACGAACCCCUAGAGUUGUCGGACAGCCCAGUGGUGGAUGUUGCAGAGGACAACCGUGUGUUUCCUGUUCGAGGAGAAGCAACGAGUUUGUAUGGAUUCAUCUCGAGAGAACUGGCACUGCUCGAGAAGAUGCCCGGCUGGCACGCUCUACCCAACGGGAUCGUCGUUCACUCCAGUCCUCAGGCAACUCAUUUUGUGGACCCAAGUCUCUCAUUUGGUCCAGAAUGGUGUGGAAGGAUGACUUUGUUGAAGAAGAAGGACAACAGUGGAGCAUGGGAGCAGGUGGAGAGCUUGGCAAACUAUGCAGAUACCCCGUUGCCAUACCGACCACUGCCAGGAGGACCUCGUCCCAGUGAGCCAGUACCCCUUCUGAGCGGGGAGCCAUCCUCGUGGCUGGACGAUGAGAGGGAUGAAGAAGGAGGUGAACUGCCAAUGUUGGCCGCUGGAAGUGGUGGACGACCAGAGAUCUUGGAAGAUGCUGCCUUCAUAGACCCCGACGAGCUGAGGAUCCAGAUAGACGAGACCUGGUUUGACAAGGAGACGAAAUUGAAGGACUUGCAGGAAAUUUGCAAGCAAUUAGGCUUGGCAACAUCUGGCUCCAAGAUCAAGGUGCUGCGGCGGCUUCAAAGUUACAAACACCAUCAAGAGGAGAAAAUGGCUUAUGAGAUCGCCCAGAGGUUGUUCAGUGAGAGCAGGCGAGAAGCCAUUCCAUUGAAGACACCAAAACUGCCAA